AUGCCGCCCUCGAUUGAGGAGCUCGACGUGACCGUCCAGACCUUCUACGAAGGCCGCGGCGAGCAGCAAAAGGCUGCACAAGCAGCGUUGAACCAGUUCAAGGAAGACCCCGACGCAUGGCUUCUCGUGGAUAAGAUCCUGUCCGAUGCCACUUACCCGCAGACCAAGUAUCUUGGUCUCCAGGUGCUAGACAACGUGAUCACGACAAGAUGGAAGGUCCUGCCGCGGGAACAAUGCCAAGGCAUUCGCAACUUCGUCGUCAACUUCAUCAUCCAGUGCUCGGGGUCCGAAGAGUCCCUCAAGGCGCAGCGCACCUUGCUCAACAAGCUCAACCUGGUGCUCAUCUCGAUCCUCAAGCAAGAAUGGCCUCACAACUGGCCCACCUUCAUCAACGAGAUCAUCUCCUCCUGCCGGACGAGCCUGUCGAUUUGCGAGAACAACAUGAUCAUCCUCAGACUCCUCUCCGAGGAGGUCUUUGACUACUCGGCCGACCAGAUGACCUCGGCCAAGACAAGGAAUCUCAAGACCACCAUGUGCAACGAGUUCUCCCAGAUCUUUCAGCUGUGCCAGGAGAUCCUCACCACAGCCAACCAAGCCAGCUUGGUCAAGGCCACCCUCGAGACUCUGCUGCGCUUCUGCAACUGGAUCCCCCUGGGCUACAUCUUCGAGACCCCCCUGAUCGAGACGUUACGUUCGCGCUUCCUCGAUGUGCCCGAGUUCCGCAACGUCACCCUCCAGGUCUUCACCGAGAUUGGUGGCUUGACCACUGCCGCCCACGGCCAACCCAAUGCGUAUACGGAGCAGGUGGUCAAGAUGUUCUGCGACGUGCUUACUACUAUUGCUGGUAUCAUUCCGUUAGACCUUGACUUGAAGAGCACGUAUCCCCAGAGCAACUCGAAGGACCAGGAGUUUAUCCAGAACUUGGCCUUGUUCCUGUGCAACUUCUUUGGCCAGCAUGUUGGCCUGAUCGAGAACCUGCCCAACCGCGAUUUCCUUACACACGGUCACUUCUAUCUGAUCCGUAUCUCCCAGAUCGAGGAUCGCGAGAUCUUCAAGAUCUGCUUGGACUACUGGCUUAAGCUCGUUCAGGAACUAUACGAGGAGAUGCAGACUGCCCCGAUGCAGUCGGAGAUGAACCCGCUUCUGAGCCUGGGCAGCACAGGAUCGACUGCCGGAGCACCGAAUCCCAACCUUCUGUCCAACAUUCCGCUGCGCAUGCACAAGUUCAAGGAGGUCAUGUCCAACUUGCGAGUUGUCAUGAUUGAGAAGAUGGUUCGACCCGAGGAGGUCUUGGUUGUCGAGAAUGAUGAGGGAGAGAUCGUGCGAGAGUUCGUCAAAGAGAGCGAUACCGUUCAGCUGUACAAGACCAUCCGCGAAUGUCUGGUGUACUUGACACAUCUCGAUGUCGUGGAUAUGGAACAGAUCAUGACGGACAAGCUGCAACGCCAGGUCGACAACUCCGAGUGGUCUUGGCACAACUGCAACGUUCUGUGCUGGGCUAUUGGUUCUAUCUCACUGGCCAUGAACGAAGAGACCGAGAAGAGAUUCCUUGUGACCGUCAUCAAGGACCUGCUGGGACUCACCGAGAUGAAGCGUGGAAAGGACAACAAGGCCGUCGUCGCGAGUAACAUCAUGUACAUCGUCGGCCAGUACCCUCGGUUCCUCAAGGCCCACUGGAAGUUCUUGAAGACAGUCGUCAACAAGCUUUUCGAGUUCAUGCACGAGUCUCACGAAGGUGUUCAGGAUAUGGCUUGCGAUACGUUCAUCAAGAUUGCCCGCCAAUGCAGACGUCAUUUCGUGGCCUUGCAACCCAGUGAGAGCGAGCCCUUCAUCGAGGAGAUCGUACGAAACUUGCCUAGAAUCACCUGUGAUUUGAGCCCUCAGCAGGUCCACACGUUUUACGAGGCUUGCGGCUUCAUGGUUUCUGCCCAGGGGAACAAGCAUCAGCAAGAGAGGUUGCUUGGCGAACUGAUGGGUGCGCCUAAUGCGGCUUGGGAUGAGAUUAUUCGACAUGCGACUGCGGACCCGACUAUUCUACAGGACACCGAGACUAUCAAGAUCAUCGGCAACAUCAUGAAGACGAACGUUUCAGCCUGUUCUUCUGUCGGACCCUACUUUGGUCCCCAAAUCGGCCGCAUUUACUUGGACAUGUUACAGAUGUACAGGGCCACCAGUCAGCUGAUUUCCGAGGCCGUUGCCCGUGAUGGUGAACUCGCUCCUCGAAUGCCCAAGGUCCGCGGCCUUCGAACCAUCAAGAAGGAGAUCCUGAAGUUGAUUGAGACGUACGUCGACAAGGCUGAAGACUUGGCCGCUGUGCGCCAGCAGAUGGUUCCUCAACUUUUGGACUCCAUCCUGGUUGACUACAACCGCAACGUGCCAGGCGCCAGGGAUGCCGAAGUCCUCAAGGCUAUGUCAACCAUUAUCCAGAAGCUUACCAACCUGAUGGAGGACCAAGUGCCUAUCAUCAUGCAGAACGUGUUCGAGUGCACUCUGGAAAUGAUCAACAAGGACUUUUCCGAGUUCCCAGAGCACCGUGUGGAGUUCUUCAACCUGCUGCGCGCCAUCAACCUUCACUGCUUCCCUGCCCUGCUGAAGCUGGACAACCGACAGUUCAAGUUCGUCAUCGAUGCCUGCAUGUGGGCAAGCAAGCACGACAACCGCGAUGUGGAGGGCGCCGGCCUUAACAUGUGCCUGGAGCUUAUUACCAACAUUGCCGAGAAGACCGAUGAUGCUACCAAGAACGCUUUCUUCCAGCAGUUCUUCAUCACCAUUCUUCAGGAUGUGUUCUUUGUUCUGACGGAUCCCGACCACAAGGCGGGUUUCAAGACCCAGUCCAUGCUCUUGAUGAAGCUCCUCAACUACGUCAUUCCCGCCGACGGUAGUACUCCCAAGAUCCAGGGUCCUAUUUACACGGACCAGGCCCCCCAGGGGACGUCUAACCGCGACUUCCUCGUCAACUUUAUCGGAAAUCUGCUGCGCAAUGCGUUCCCCAACCUUCAGAUUCCCCAGAUCAACGUCUUCAUUGAAGGCCUCUUCACUCUGAACAACCAGUACGACAAGUUCCGGCUCAACUUGCGCGACUUCUUGAUCUCGCUCAAGGAGUUUUCCGGGGACAAUGCCGAGCUCUACGUUGUCGAGAAGGAGCAGGAAGCUCACGAGAAGCUCACGGCAGACCACGAGCGAAGGGCCAAGGUCGGCGGCUUGCUCAAGCCCUCCGAGAUCGAGGCCGAAGAUGAUGAGUUGUGA
Molecule: messenger RNA, 3246 nt
Organism: Neoarthrinium moseri
Lineage: Eukaryota; Fungi; Ascomycota; Sordariomycetes; Amphisphaeriales; Apiosporaceae
Exons: 8
Coding region: 1-3246 (1081 amino acids)
Biological process (GO): ribosomal small subunit export from nucleus; ribosomal large subunit export from nucleus; protein export from nucleus
Cellular component (GO): nucleus; cytoplasm
Molecular function (GO): nuclear export signal receptor activity; small GTPase binding
Source: RefSeq, a predicted model, not a curated record